This is a messenger RNA of Wyeomyia smithii (pitcher-plant mosquito), 2515 nucleotides long. RefSeq lists its product as uncharacterized. The record is from RefSeq and is a predicted model, not a curated record. Bases 194 to 904 code for a protein of 236 amino acids. The transcript has 3 exons. NCBI's taxonomy places the organism in Eukaryota, Metazoa, Arthropoda, Insecta, Diptera, Culicidae.
AUUGUCUUCCAGUCACAGUUCACCGGUUGCUUUCCAACAAUUAACAGCUCCUCUUGGCCCGAUUGACGGAGUGAGCUUGUGGUAGCUUAAGAGAGAUAAAAAGACGUGUCGAGAAGUGUCCUGCAUUCAGUGUGGUGUCCUCCGAGAAACCGGAAGGUGUGCUUUUCUGUAAUCAAGAAGGAAUAGAAAAAAAAUGAAGCAAUUUGUCGUGUUGAUCGCCGUUUUGGCCGUUGCGGCUGCUGCCCCUUCGGAAACCGAUGGAUUAUUGUCCAGCGCGCUUAAGUUCGUCAAAGAUUGCGGCGACAAAUCGAUGGUGCUAUGUGUCAAGGAACGAGCUCUUCAGUAUGUGGACGGUGCCCAGGGCGAUAUCGAGAUCACCGAAGGAAUCAAACUGGUCGAGACCGAGAAACCAACUGCCCAGGGCCGCUCGCUGAACGAAGUCGAUCUGCCCGUGGACCCCGAGGCCCGCGAGUCGGAAAUUGACAGUCUGCUAGUGGACCGUGCUGCCCGCUUCCUCGGAUCACACACCCUGCAGUUCAAGGUGCCGAAGGAUUCCAUCGAAGACAUGCAGCGCUCUCUGGAUGAAGCCCGUGGCAAGAAGAAGAAGGUCAAGAAGCUGCUCCUGCCACUGUUGCUGCUGCUCAAACUGAAGGCCGCUGCCCUGCUCCCGUUGGCCAUCGGAUUCUUGGCCCUGAUCGCCUUCAAGGCUCUGAUCGUCGGUAAGAUCGCGUUGAUCCUGUCCGCCAUCAUCGGUCUGAAGAAACUGUUCGACAAGAAGCCCGAGCAGAGCUACGAGGUCGUCGCCCACCCGCACUACUCGCACUCUACCUCCUUCGACGAUCAUCACGGAUACGCACGCUCUCUGGAUGCCCAGAAUCUGGCCUACUCUGCUCACACCCAGUAAGCUUGCCAUAAUGCUGUGUAGCGAGAAUCAGUGCCCUUUCCCUGUCAUCAUCCCACUGUUUGCCAGAAACAUACAAUGAUCCCUUCUCUAUGACCCUUAGUCUUUCUCCAACAUGAUCCUUCUAGAGUGCGACUCACACUCUCGCGCAAUCACACUCUUGUGAUCCGGGCUGUUGUGAUGUCGGCAAGCUGCUAGUUAAGUAGGUUUCAAUUCUCGUCCAUCAUCCUUUUCUUACCUCCAAGUGAUUCCGUCGGGUGAGAUGCGACAGCGCACCUUCUCCCAUGUUUCCACUGAGAACCACCCGAACAUCCACAAAAAACACUCAGCUAGAUUAAUUUAAUUUAUUUGCAAUGAAAAGAAAAGGCGUAUUUAAUAAUUUAUUUGCUCGAGAAUAUUUAUUUAGAUUAUUUGUUUUUAAAAGUAGUUUUUUCUUUUCUCUUGAACUGUUCUCAUCUAUUCUAAUCUAACACUGUCGCUGUGACUCUUCUCCUAAAAUCUAUGCAUGUGACAUGUUUUCCUGAAUUUUUCAAUGCCAAAUAAUGCUCACUAGAAAAUCACGAUUACGGAUUAAAAGGCCUAGAAGAUGUACAGACGAUGCCAGUCUUUGAGAACACCUAGAAAAAAGAAAUAUCAAAGUGAAAAUACGUAAAGUUCAAAAUAGUUGUAGCCCGGACUGAAACACAUCCGCGCAGUAAUGUCAGUAAUCUGAGAUCUAGCUUUAGCCAAUAGCCAAUAAUAAUGGGUCAUUUAAAGAAACGAAGAAAAAGAAGCCAAAAAAUUAAGCCCCCCAGCACGUAUCGAUAGCCUCCUCCAGACACAAGACUGUACAGACGCUGACUGACCUCGGAACGGGGCUGCGUCCCUCUAUUUUUGGUUGCUCCAAAAAUUGGAAAGUGUGCCGGCGCCAAACACCAGCAUCGGUAAUUACACGUUGCACCUUGCAUCCGCCGUGUUUUCGGCAACGGUCGAGUCCACAUCCACAUGGAACCCGUUCCGCAUACUCGAGAGGGGUCGCACCGUGGCAAUCUUACCGAUCUUUGCUGUUGAGGGGCACUUGACCUGGAGGUGCCCACACCCGAUGGACUGAUUAUGCAAAGCACUCGUGAAACGUAAAAGUUUAUAUUAAACUGUAGUAAAGUGACUUCUCUUGCACUGAAAUAUGAAUCCUCUCUCGUCUAAAUAACUCUUUAGUAUGCGCCCAGGUGCUCCAAACUUUUACCAAAACACUCAUACUCAAGAUGAAAUAAACUUUCUCUACCUCGGAUCUCCUAAAGAACCGCGUGCCUCGGCACGCGCUAAUGCGGUAUUAGUAUUUCAAUUUUUCAUUUAAAUGCGCAAAUAACUGAAUUCUUCAUUCUACCAUUCUGCUCAAAGCAACCAAAUCUUCCGCGCUCUCACGCCUCUCUCAUAUGUCUCCGCAGCGCGUCCCUCGAAACCCCGCGCGACUCGUAAGAAAAAUGCUAACACAAUCUUAAAAACAAAUAACUAUUUGCAAAAAUCUUGUAAGAAUGAUCUGUUCUGUUAUUUAUUGUUUAAAUUAUUGAAUGAAAAGAAAAAACACAAUCAAUUCACACGAAGAAAAAAAUGAAAUAAAAUUGAAAAUUAAAAACA